Molecule: messenger RNA, 1530 nt
Organism: Vicia villosa (hairy vetch)
Lineage: Eukaryota; Viridiplantae; Streptophyta; Magnoliopsida; Fabales; Fabaceae
Exons: 10
Coding region: 324-1238 (304 amino acids)
Source: RefSeq, a predicted model, not a curated record
AUAAAACCGAACAUAAAAAACGAAAAUGUAUAUAGAGGAUCGAAGAAAAAUUAAUUGAAACGCAUGAGCUCAAAAGAUCUCUCUCCGAACGAACAAUAAUUCUGCUUGAAGCUGAAGUUCUACUCCACAAGGGUUUUUACUCUUAAGCUUCCUUCUCAAUCUCUUCACAUUCUUCUUAGUUCAAGUUCAUUACUCAAUCCUCAUCGUUCAAUCUUCCACCUCAUUAUACACGUUUUUGUUUCAGUGAUUCAGCAGAAAAUAGAACUUAUCGAUUCGUAUUUCGUAUGUCAUAUUGAGAAUUUGUAUAGCAGACUUGGGAUCUCAUGGAAGCUGACAGAUUAAAUACCCCAACCACAUUUGAGAUGCCAUUGGAAAUUUUCGGUCACGAAUUGCAAUUUGCUCAGGACCCCAAUUCUAAGCACCACGGAACUACAGUAUGGGAUGCAUCGCUUGUGUUUGCCAAGUUUCUUGAACGGAAUUGCAGAAAAGGAAGGUUCUCCCCUGCUAAACUUAAAGGAAAACGUGUAAUAGAACUAGGAGCUGGCUGUGGUGUUUCUGGGUUUGGCAUGGCUUUACUUGGUUGCAAUGUUACAGUGACAGACCAAGAAGAGGUUUUGCCAUUGUUACAAAGAAACGUCGAUCGCAAUACUUCAAGGGUCAUGCAAAAGAAUCCUGAGUCAUUUGGUUCAAUGAAGGUUUCAGUGCUUCAAUGGGGAGAUGAGAGUCACGUUAAGGAUGUUGAUCCUCCAUUUGACUACAUUAUUGGCACUGACGUUGUUUAUGCAGAACAUCUAUUGGAGCCUCUGUUGCAGACAAUACUUGCUUUAUCUGGACCUAGGACUACUAUUGUGUUGGGUUAUGAGAUCCGUUCAACCACUGUCCAUGAGAAGAUGCUUCAGAUGUGGAAAAAACACUUUGACGUGAAGACUGUUUCAAAAUCGAAGAUGGAUGAAACAUUUCAACAUCCAAGCAUUCAACUCUUCAUUUUGGGAUUAAAACAUUCAGCAGAGAGCACAGAGAACUCAGGUCAAGCUACUUCUGUAAAAGUUGAUGUUGAAACUGAUGUUAAAGAUAAAAACACUGAGGAGAAUAUUGUAGUAGAAGGAUCUGGUCUUGUUGAAGAAAACACCGAGGAUCAUAAUAAUUCAAUUCCCCCAAAUGCAAAACUUAGUGAGUGGGAAGCCAGAAGGUAUGGCUCAAUGGCUGCAAGGAUUCUGCGAGAUGUUAAAAUAUCAUGAUAUUGAGAGUUGGUUUGGGAGAUUUUGUUGGCUUACGAAAUAUCAGUGGUUCGGCUUUACAUUACUCGUUUUUCGUUAGGAUCACUAGCUGGAUUCAGAUAUUUCUACCAUUGAAAUUUGAGUGUGGCAAUGAUGAAGCGGUAACCUUGUUAAAUUUUGCCAGAACUUGAAAGAAUUUGCAUAAUGGUUAGCAACUGCAUCAUAUAUGUCACAUAAUUAUUAUCCUGUGUUAUAAUAUAUUUCAGCUACAAGUUGAGGUCUACAGAACAUAUACGGGAAUGUCUUUUUAAAA